AUGAGUGUGCCCACAAAAAGAAGACUCUCGUUUGACGAGUCGACUAAUAAACGGUUCCUCAACGGAACCCAUUCUACUGAGAACAAUACCAGUAAUAUCGAAGUCGACGAAGAUUAUGGUUCUGACGGUUCAGAACAGAUCUUUGACUUGCCAGCUACCACCAACAAUAACCAGUGGCAAGAAACCAUCACCAAGGUCGUCAACGCUGUUGUUUCUAUUCAGUUCACGCAUGUGUCCAAUUUUGACACCGAAACUUCGCUUGUUUCAGAAGCCACGGGUUUUGUUGUAGAUGCCACCAGAGGGUUGAUCUUGACUAACAGACAUGUGGUGGGUCCUGGACCUUUCUGUGGCUAUGUAGUGUUUGACAACCACGAAGAAGCUGUCGUCAAGCCUAUCUAUAGAGACCCUGUGCAUGAUUUCGGGUUCUUACAGUUUGACCCCAAAGAAGUGAAAUAUUUACAGUUGACCCAGUUGGAGUUGAAGCCCGACUUAGCUAAAGUCGGUACUGAGAUCAGAGUUGUAGGUAACGAUGCUGGUGAAAAGUUGUCUAUCUUGGCUGGGUUCAUAUCUCGUCUCGAUAGAAAUGCUCCUGAAUACGGAAGUUUGACCUACAAUGAUUUCAAUACUGAGUAUAUCCAAGCUGCAGCUUCUGCUUCUGGAGGUUCUUCAGGCUCUCCAGUAGUGAACGAAGACGGUGACGUUGUAGCACUACAGGCUGGUGGUUCUACUGAAGCAUCUACCGAUUUCUUUCUCCCUAUCUACAGACCUUUGAGAGCAUUACAGUGUAUCCAGAAGAAGCAACCUAUCACCAGAGGCGAUAUCCAAGUGGAGUGGCAGUUGAAGCCAUAUGACGAAUGUAGAAGAUUGGGUUUAACUCCGGAAGCCGAAGCCAGAGCAAGAAAGUUGUUUCCUAAUAAAAUUGGUCUUCUUGUAGCUGAACUCGUCUUGCCUCAAGGUCAAGCUGAUGGGCUCAUCAAGGAAGGUGACACCUUGAUUUCAAUUGACGACAUAGACAUUUCUACCUUUAUUAAGGUUGAUGAAAUCUUGGAUGAGAACGUUGGAAAUGAGUUAAAGUUUGUCAUCCAAAGAGGAGGAGAGGUGAUUACCCAAAUGAUCAAGAUUGGCGAUUUGCAUUCCAUCACUCCAGACAGAUACGUCGAUGUCGGUGGUGCCUCCUUUAAUAAUCUUUCCUACCAGGUCGCCAGAUGCUACUGUAUACCUGUCAAGGGAGUUUUCAUCAACGACGCUUCUGGCUCCUUUGAAUUUGCUUCUUAUGAAAAGUCAGGCUGGUUGUUGGAAACAGUUGACGACAUGCCCACACCAGAUUUGGAUACUUUGAUCGAAGUGAUGAAGAUGAUUCCAGACUGUCGUAGAGUUCCCAUCACCUACAGACAUGUUUCUGAUUUGCACACAGAAAACAUUCAGAUCAUUUACAUUGAAAGACACUGGCAGUCCAGUUUCAGAUUGGCUGUUAGAAACGACACUACUGGAUUAUGGGAUUUCACAGAUCUCCAGGAAAAACCUCUUCCUCCAUUAUCCCACGAGCCACAAAACGCCAAGUUCAUCGAUAUCCCCUUCAGCGAUGAAACCAGGUCUGGCUGCUCUUCUUUGGUUCGUUCAUUUGUUCAAGUCAGACUUAUCGCUCCUGUUCCUAUGGACUCUUACCCAUACCGUAAAGAGAUCUGUUAUGGUGUGGUUGUCGAUUCAGUCAACGGUUACGUCUUGGUUUCCCGAAGAUUCGUACCCCACGAUAUGUGCGAUAUCUUUCUUAUUUUCGCUGAGUCUAUUGAUGUUCCAGCCAAGGUUGUAUUCCUUCAUCCUAACCAGAAUUAUGCCAUCUUGAAAUACGACCCUAGUUUGGUUUUGGCUGAUGUCAAGACUCCCAAGUUUGGCGACAAACCAUUGAAGAGAGGUGAAAAAUCCUACUUUAUUGGCUACAACUACAACUUGAGAUUAGUCACUGAUGAUGUGAAGAUCAGUGGUGUUUCUUCGUUGAACAUCCCCCCUGCCUCGUUGUCGCCCCGUUACAGAGGAACCAACUUGGAGUGUAUUCUCUUGGAUAGUAAGAUCAGCGUAGAAUGUGAUAGUGGUGUUUUGGCUGAUGAUGAUGGUACAGUACGUGCAUUCUGGAUCACCUACUUGGGUGAAGCUACUUGUGAUCAAGGCAGUGAUAGAAUGUACAGAAUGGGCUUGGAUGUCACUGAUGUCUUGAGUGUGAUCGAAAAAUUGAAGGUAAACGAAAUCCCUAAGCAAUUGAGACUCUUGGAAGCCGAGUUUACUUCCGUAACCAUUCUCCAGGGUAGAACCAGAGGUGUGUCACAGGAAUGGAUCAAUAAGUUCGAAGAAGUUUGUGAAGACGAAAUCAAAUUCUUGGCUGUAGAAAGAGUGUCUGCCCCUACUUUACACCAGGAAAAGAACCCAUUGAAAGCAGGUGAUAUCAUCUUGUCUGUCAACGACAUCAUUGUGAAGAACAUGAGAGACUUGAAGCCAAUGUUCACUGAACAAGAGUUGAAGUUUCGGAUCAUCAGACAAAAGAAGGAAACUGAAAUUGUGGUUCCAACCAUCGAUACCACGACCAUCAACACUUCACACGUUGUCUUCUGGUCUGGAGCUAUCAUUCAGGCUCCGCACUACGCUGUUCGUCAACUUAUGGAAAGGGUUCCUUCAGAAGUCUAUGUCACUCGUAAGAGUGCUGGAGGUCCAGCUCAUCAAUACGGUAUAGCCACUAACAGUUUUAUUACCCAUGUGAACGACGUCGAAACCAAGGAUCUCGUCAGCUUGAUGAAGGUUGUCAAAGACAUUCCUGACAACACCUACAUUAAGUUGAGGUUAAUGUCUUUUGACAAUGUUCCUAUUGCCAUCUCGUUGAAGACUAACUACCACUACUUUCCAACGUCUGAGUUGAAGAAAAAAGAAGGCUCCGACGAAUGGAUCGAGAUCGAACACAAGUAG
This is a messenger RNA of Scheffersomyces stipitis CBS 6054, 2952 nucleotides long. It is a transcript of the gene NMA111, whose product is annotated as Nma111p. NCBI's taxonomy places the organism in Eukaryota, Fungi, Ascomycota, Pichiomycetes, Serinales, Debaryomycetaceae. Gene Ontology annotation, biological process: proteolysis. The transcript has a single exon. Gene Ontology annotation, molecular function: protein binding; serine-type endopeptidase activity. Bases 1 to 2952 code for a protein of 983 amino acids. The record is from RefSeq and is a predicted model, not a curated record.